AUGGCUCCUCGACAAUCCACCAAGGGCAAAGGCAAGAGCCCUACCAGAAAGUCAUCAGCGACCUAUCCGCCAAAAAUGAUCACCCAACUCCACAGCUCAGAGAUCAAUCUCGAUCUCGAGGCCAUAAAGCUGGGACAUACACCAGCGGACCAGGGAGGAAGGAUCGAAAAGCCCACAAAUGACAGGAUAGCCUCGACAAUGGAAAAUAUUGCGUUACGGAAACGCGCAGUCAUAGGGGAGCUCGCUGAGGAGAGAAGAGGAUUGGGAGAGGAAAGCAAGAGCACGCCGUCGAUGCCAUGCUCUUCAACUUCAGAGGUUACCUCCAAGUACAAGGACAUCUCGCGACUCCUGGCAUCCUUUCCAGAGUCAAAUAUAAGGCCGGCGGUCGAUACGGCUUUAACAUCAUCCGCCAACACGAGCCAAGUCAACCCACAAAAAGUUGAAGAUCUUUUUCCGGAACGUACGGAAGCUGUCCGCAAAGCUGAAGUCUCCGCCCUCAUGCGGGCGAUUGAGUUCAAGGGAAAUCCGGUCAAAGCAUCCCCAUUUCUUGAGGCCGUUGGACGCGGAGGAGGGGACGCACUCAGGACGCUUCCUUAUCCUCUGAACAACAGAAGAUUCCUGAGACACUAUGUCGCGCCGUUAUUUGAGCUAGAGAUAGGCUGUCUGCAUUGCGAGGAAGGGUUUCUGACGCAAAGUCCCGCCGUGGAGCAACUCGAGAAAAGGCUCCUCGAUCGAUUAGACAGUUGUGAGCAGAUUGCGAUCAAGGUGAUCGCCGUGAUCGACGCCAUGGAUAAGCAAUGGGAGGCAUUGCUGGCCGCCAAGGACUCGGACAGUACGGGUUUCUUUCGUUGCAGGAAGGCCUACAGCCGAUUAGAGAAAAGGGUGCAGACUGAGGCCCCGAAGCAUAGGAAGUGCCCGUACUGGGCAUAUACUCAGCAAUUGGCACUGUUACGCGCGGAGAAGCGGGUCGAGGAACAGUUGUGGGAGAAACCGAUGCUGGCAGAAAACCUCCCUGAGCCAGUUACAACGACAUAUCACCACCCCCGGCUUUUGGCCGAAGUCCUCUGA
Messenger RNA from Cladophialophora psammophila CBS 110553, 1068 nucleotides. RefSeq lists its product as uncharacterized. Bases 1 to 1068 code for a protein of 355 amino acids. The record is from RefSeq and is a predicted model, not a curated record. The transcript has a single exon. NCBI's taxonomy places the organism in Eukaryota, Fungi, Ascomycota, Eurotiomycetes, Chaetothyriales, Herpotrichiellaceae.